AUGAUUCUCCUUCCCCCGCGCCGAGUUCUGAUUUUUGUCGCGCUCUCAUGCACGGCCUUACUCCUGUUAUAUCAGCUACAUGACCGCGCUACAUUGCUCCUCCCACAGUCAACCCCUACGAGUGAAGGUUCACCACAGGCCACGUUCUCCCCCCCGAAGCCCACGGUACCAGCACCAAACUCUUCCUGGAACAGCCGACAAACACAUUACCCCCUUCAACGCCUGAAUCACGUUCCUACGGGCAAGCCGAAGCUGCUACCGUUGGUGCAGCAUCAAUUCACCCCUGUGCCUGUCCAGGAUGUGGAGGUGCGGCUGAGCCGCCAGCAAGAAGUCAAGCAGGCUUUCGAAAGAUGUUGGACUUCAUAUCAUGCAAGGGCUUGGAUGCGUGACGAAUUGUCACCAAUUUCUGGCGGUGGUCGUGAUACGUUCGGUGGUUGGGCGGCGUCUCUAGUAGAUGCGCUUGACACACUCUGGAUCAUGGGAUUAAAAGACGAAUUCAACGAAGCUGCUUUAGCCACUGCCAAUAUCGACUUCUCGACUUCUACCGACGAUACGAUCAACAUUUUCGAGACUACGAUCCGCUAUCUCGGAGGUUUUUUGGCUGCUUAUGAUCUGAGUGGCGAGGGACUGUUAUUGACCAAAGCGAUUGAAGUCGGGGAGAUGGUGCUAGCUGCCUUCGAUACUCCCAAUCACAUGCCAAUUACUCGGUGGGACUGGAAGAAGGCUGCUGGUGGCAUCGAAAAGCAAGUGGCGCCGGAUUUUAUGCUGGUCUCCGAACUGGGUUCAUUGUCACUAGAGUUUACCCGCCUCAGUCAGCUCACCGGCGACCAGAGAUGGUACGAUGCUAUCGACAGAAUUACCACGCUUUUCGAUCAGCAGCAAGCCAAGACAAAGAUUCCGGGUCUCUGGCCUGUCGUUAUUAAUCCGCGAAACCAGGAUAUGACUGUUGAUGGGUCCUUUACUCUGGGCGGCAUGUCCGACUCGUUGUACGAGUACUUUGCUAAAGAAUACGCUCUUCUUGGAGGUCUUGCACCUACGUACAAGAAGCUAUACGAACAGUCAACAGCUGCCUCGAUCGAAUACCUAUUAUUCCGGCCAUCAACUCCGACAGGCGCAGAUAUUCUAUUCGGCGGAGACGCCAGAGCAGAUGAUACCGGCAUUGUACAAGAGCCAAGAACCCAGCAUCUAACGUGCUUUGCUGGCGGCAUGUUUGCUCUAGGUGGCCGCCUCUUCUCCAUUCCCGAGCAUGUCGAGAUCGGUAGACAGCUCACGGAUGGAUGUAUAUGGGCUUACGAAAACAUGCCUACGGGCGUCAUGCCUGAGAUCGUACAUCUGUUACCGUGCCCUUCCAAAGCCAACUGUGCCUGGGAUCAAGCGAGAUAUGACGCUGCUGUCCUCGAGCGUGCUGGCUCUGUCUCAGCAAACAGUAACAUUGAUGAUAUCAUCGUUCAAAAGCGCCUUCCUCCCUGUUUUGUCGACAUUGAUGAUCGUCGCUAUAUACUCCGGCCUGAAGCGAUUGAAAGCGUUUUCAUUUUGCAUCGCAUCACAGGCGACCCGCUGUACCAGGAGAAGGCGUGGCAAAUGUUCCAGUCGAUUCGGAAUAUUACUACGACUGAAUUCGCCAAUGCUGCACUCUCUGAUAUUACUCUCACUGGCGUUGACGGCUUGCCUCCUAAGGAUGAUCGAAUGGAGAGCUUCUGGCUGGCCGAGACACUGAAGUAUUUCUAUUUGAUCUUUAGCGAGCCGGACUUGAUCAGUCUGGACGAAUAUGUUUUCAAUACGGAGGCACAUCCCUUACGACGUCCGAGCUGA
This is a messenger RNA of Cladophialophora immunda, 1812 nucleotides long. RefSeq lists its product as uncharacterized. Lineage: Eukaryota; Fungi; Ascomycota; Eurotiomycetes; Chaetothyriales; Herpotrichiellaceae. Bases 1 to 1812 code for a protein of 603 amino acids. The transcript has a single exon. The record is from RefSeq and is a predicted model, not a curated record. Gene Ontology annotation, molecular function: calcium ion binding; mannosyl-oligosaccharide 1,2-alpha-mannosidase activity. Gene Ontology annotation, biological process: N-glycan processing; carbohydrate metabolic process. Gene Ontology annotation, cellular component: Golgi membrane; endoplasmic reticulum.